Sphaeramia orbicularis (orbiculate cardinalfish) is the source of this 2901-nucleotide messenger RNA. Its product is annotated as forkhead box protein P1-B-like. The transcript is spliced from 15 exons. The record is from RefSeq and is a predicted model, not a curated record. Bases 128 to 1939 code for a protein of 603 amino acids. Gene Ontology annotation, molecular function: DNA-binding transcription repressor activity, RNA polymerase II-specific; RNA polymerase II cis-regulatory region sequence-specific DNA binding. Gene Ontology annotation, cellular component: nucleus. NCBI's taxonomy places the organism in Eukaryota, Metazoa, Chordata, Actinopteri, Kurtiformes, Apogonidae. Gene Ontology annotation, biological process: regulation of transcription by RNA polymerase II.
CCGCCUUCUGUUAGCAACUUGUGGCUAGCUCGCUACCAAGGAAGGCACUGCUCCGAGGUUUAGUCUUUAGACACCACCCUGAGGAAACGAUUGUCCACACGUGUAUUAAUCGGUCACUGAAGUCCAGAUGCAUGAGUCUGGGUCAGAACCUACAUGCUACACCAUUCCAGCUAUUCAAACAGAGAACGGGAAUAACAGUGACAAUGAGAGUCGACUGAGGAGCAGCCACCCUACUCCUCCAGAGGCACCCAGGGUUCCAGUGUCAUUAUCAAUGAUGACCCCUCCGGCAGAGGCUCCACAGCAGUUGCAGCCGACAGCACAGCAGCAGAUCCUCAACCCGCAGCAGCUUCAAGCACUGCUGCAGCAACAGAAAGCACUCAUGUUACACCAGGUAAUGAGCAGUAUCUGUGGGGAAAGUUACAUGUUUGUUUUAGUGCACAUCAUUUUUCUCAAACGUUAUCAUUCUCGUCUUCAGCAACAAAUUCAAGAGGUCUUCAAGAAUCAGCAAGAACAGCUAAAUUUGCAACUGCUACAACAGAAGAAUGCUGGGAUUGUUACUCAGGAGCUUACAGCUCAGCAGAUCGCCAUCCAGCAGCAGCUCCUUCAGGUGCAGCAGCAGCAUCUCCUCAACCUGCAGAGACAAGGCCUGCUGUCAGUCCUUCCCACCAGCCCUGCUGCAGGCCCAGGCUCUGAGAAUGGUAGCAUUGGUGGCAGUGACACUAGAGAGUCUUCCAGUCAACAGUCGACCCCCAAUGGUCAACACAACCUCCUGAAGAGGAAAGAUAGUGUGCCACAGGAUGACAACACACAAAACAGCCACCCCCUGUAUGGAAACGGCAUGUGUAAAUGGCCCGGCUGUGAGACCGUCUUUGGAGACUUUCAUGCAUUUCUCAAACAUUUGAACAGUGAACACACACUUGAUGACAAGAGCACAGCCCAGUGUCGUGUGCAGAUGCAAGUUGUUCAGCAGUUGGAACUGCAGUUAAAAAAGGACAAAGAACGACUGCAAGCUAUGAUGGCUCAUCUGAAGUCCUCUGAACCAAAACCUGCAGCACAACCUGUGAAUCUGGCACCUACUGUAUCAUUUUCCCAGGCAACUUUGCCUAAAGGGCCUCCUCCAAUGAGCCUGUCUCAGAGUGCAACAGCACCGUCCACACCCCUGACACCCCUAACUGAAUCCCCCUCAGUCCUCACUCCAAAUAGCAUGUUCACUGGGACCCCUGUACGGAGGCGGUACAGCCGCUCUGUGAGCCAAGAUAUCAUUGAUAAUAAGGAGUUCUACUUGAGCACAGAAGUCCGGCCUCCAUUUACAUAUGCGUCUCUCAUAAGACAGGCAAUAUUUGAAUCCCCUCGUAAUCAGUUGACAUUAAAUGAAAUCUACAACUGGUUCACCAGAAACUUUGCAUAUUUCAGGCGUAAUGCAGCCACUUGGAAGAAUGCAGUGAGACAUAAUCUCAGCCUCCAUAAAUGCUUCGUCCGUUUGGAAAAUGUGAAGGGAGCAGUGUGGACAGUGGAUGAAAUUGAGUUUCACAGAAGGCGGCCCCAGAAGACAGCUGGUAAUGGAUCUCUGCUGAAGAAUUCUCAGAACCGACAGAGUGUUGCUGGAUCUGUUCCUCAGGGUUGUGGUCCAGACAACACCCUGUACAACCCAGCUUCUAUGGGCAGCAUCCCACUGCAUUCCCUGCCUCAUGUUCUCCAAGAGCAGAUGAAUGGGGCUCUAGCUAAUGGAUCUGGAUACCAAAGUGACAGCAGUGCAACACAGUCCCCUCCUCAAGCUUUCAUUAAAGAGGAGCAGGAGGAUGAGGAGAUAUGUGAAAAUUAUGCCUACGAGUCUCCGGAGAGCACGGAUGAGCACGGCCACAGCCCUGAGAUGCACCAAGAUGAGGAUUUGAGCCCGGAGAGGCCAUGCCUUCAUCUGGAUCGCGUGCCUUCACUCUGACUAUGAGGCCCAAGUUCUCCACUGCAAGGCCGCCUCUUCACAGCCUGUGUGACUUUGUAUUCCAAAAGAAAAAAAAAAAAAAACAAAAUCCAAAAACAACGAAACAUCUUCAUCUACGUAACCAAACCGUCUCUUCUUUGGGAUUUCAUUUCUUUUUAUAUAUUUAUCGGCAUUUCUUAUUUUGUUCUUAAUCUAUCUAGUCUUUCUGUACAGUAGAGUGAGAUGACAAAAAAUACAUAUGUGAAAGUGUUUAUGAUUUAUUUUGUAUCUGUGCACAUAAGGACCAUGACGAGCAGAGAAGCCAAAGGAAAGGGAAUACUGAUGGUUGGCACUUCACGAUGAAAGUUUCCCCACUCUGUAUAGCUCACUUUAUGAUAUGCCGGGGCUACACUACCUGAUUUUAUUUUAGUAGUUGUAAUAUUUUAAAAAAAUGUAGAGAAGGUGAAAAUGUUGGUUUGAAAAUGGAAAUUGUUCACUGCCAACAUGAUCUGAUAUAUUUGUAUUUCAAGGUAUAAUCAAUUGAUUUCUUUAUACUUGUUCUUUUUCACCCUUACCACAAACAUCGCUAAAUUUGCUCUGGCUGAGCUUAUAAGAGUAGAUGAAAUAGAUUUACCGUUAUUGUAAACCAAUGCAUCUGUAUGAAUAAAUCCUUCAUGAUAAAUGUGUACACCUUAUGUCUCUUUGGUCUAGUUUUAUGAUGGUGAUAAGCAUUUUUGAUUCACUGCAGUUUAUACUUUAUAACAUCCCAGCCUCUUUCAGUCAGUGAUAAUGUUUUCAUAUUGGGAAAUAACAGAGGAAUAAUAAUGGCCUGGGUGGGAAAUGUUUCACCAUGAUGUUGUGCUAUGUCCAUUUAAAGUCCAUACAAAUUCGCCUGUGUACUGUCAGCAGAUGUGUUGUAACAAAUCCAUUGUGGUGUUAGACACACUCAAGGCAAGAAAAUAAACUGGUUAGUUUAUGCAAAA